Trichoplax adhaerens is the source of this 963-nucleotide messenger RNA. RefSeq lists its product as uncharacterized. Gene Ontology annotation, cellular component: membrane. Lineage: Eukaryota; Metazoa; Placozoa; Uniplacotomia; Trichoplacea; Trichoplacidae. Bases 1 to 963 code for a protein of 320 amino acids. The record is from RefSeq and is a predicted model, not a curated record. The transcript has a single exon. Gene Ontology annotation, biological process: G protein-coupled receptor signaling pathway. Gene Ontology annotation, molecular function: G protein-coupled receptor activity.
AUGAAUAAUUCUACUUAUGAGAAUAAUCGUACCAUCGAUAUGGGCUCAGUCAUAUACUAUUAUACAAGUAUAGCUCUUGUUCCUCUUUUUGCUUUCGCAUUUAUAUUAAAUGUCUUCUUACUCUAUGUUCUACUUCAAGAAAAGGUCUUUCAAAGUAUCACCUAUAAAUUAAUUCGCAUUUCAGUUAUAUCGGAUACGAUGUCCAGUCUAACAGCUGUUAUUGGUUAUUCUCUUGUAGCGCAAGAUUUCUCUUAUCAAUCAGGUAAAUUAUUAUGCCAAAUCAUUUUUAAUCUCGCAUUUACUUUUAAUGGAAUCUCCAUGAAUAAUUUAUGUUUAAUCGCUAUGGAUCGUUAUUUUGCAAUUGUUAAACCGCUAUCUCGUUUCCAUCGACGAUACCGUCGUCGAAUCUUCUUUAUCGAACAAAUCGCAUCAUGGUUAUUAUCUAUAUUCUACAAUUUAUUUCUUGUACCUUAUAUUGGCGGAACCCCAGAAGAUCCAACACUUUGUGAUGUACCUGAAAUCGAUCGUUACAUUGCAAUUCCUAUCAUUAUUAUCAUGUUUUGCAUUAUGCAAUAUAUUCUACCAUGCUCAUUGAUAGCUAAUAUUUAUUGGCGAAUAAUCUAUCAUCAAAAGCAUUAUGUACGACCAGGACAAAAUUCAAGACAACCGCAAGAGCGAGAAUUGAAGAAAAAAAAAUUUAUUAAAAUACUAAUUACUAUUACACUUUGGUAUGUUUUAACAACUUGGCCAUUUUUCGCUGGUAUUACUGGUAUGGCAGUAACUCGUCAAUCAGUUCUCGCUAUACGUAAAAGAAAUCUGGCUGAAUUUCUAUUCCUAUUUUACUCAUUAGGGACGAGUAUUGGUAUUACUCUUAUUAAUCCAUUCAUAUAUCUUAAAUUCGACUCAAAUAUAAGAACUAAGUUUUUCGAUGUAUUACUAAGAAAGAAUAAACAAGGCAAUUAA